Messenger RNA from Notodromas monacha, 5188 nucleotides. The record is from the annotation of a GenBank genome assembly. NCBI's taxonomy places the organism in Eukaryota, Metazoa, Arthropoda, Ostracoda, Podocopida, Cyprididae.
AUGGCUGCUCGCAUUGGAGCUAUCCAUGAACUUCAAACUCAGUUCAUCCAUCAUGCUCGGGGCAAUGGUGCAGUUCAGCACACAAUGAACCCCGAUGAAAAGUCUGCUCUGAAGGAGCUCGAUGGAUGGAUAGAACAACUCAAUGAGUGCAAGCAGUUACCGGAAAAUCAAGUUAGGACUUUGUGUGAAAAGGCUAAGGAAAUCUUGGCGAAAGAAUCAAAUGUGCAAGAGGUCAAAUGCCCUGUAACCGUUUGUGGCGAUGUACACGGACAAUUUCAUGAUCUCAUGGAGUUGUUUAGAAUCGGAGGCAGGUCUCCCGACACAAACUAUCUCUUCAUGGGUGACUACGUGGAUCGAGGAUACUAUUCUGUGGAGACCGUGACUCUUCUGGUAGCCUUGAAGGUGCGCUACAAGGAUCGAAUUACUAUCCUGCGUGGCAACCACGAAUCUCGUCAGAUUACCCAAGUAUAUGGGUUCUACGAUGAGUGCUUGAGAAAGUACGGGAAUGCGAACGUGUGGAAGUACUUCACGGACUUAUUUGACUACCUUCCUCUCACUGCGCUGGUGGAUUCCCAGAUUUUCUGUCUCCAUGGUGGUCUUAGUCCAUCCAUAGAUACUCUGGACCAUAUCAAAGCGCUCGAUCGAUUGCAGGAGGUGCCGCAUGAAGGGCCAAUGUGUGAUCUGCUGUGGUCAGACCCUGACGAUCGCGGUGGUUGGGGCAUUUCUCCUCGCGGAGCAGGCUACACCUUUGGCCAGGACAUUUCAGAGACCUUCAAUCAUUCAAAUGGGCUGACUCUUGUUGCUCGCGCGCAUCAGCUUGUCAUGGAGGGAUACAAUUGGUGUCACGAUAGAAACGUUGUCACGAUUUUCUCAGCACCCAAUUAUUGCUAUCGAUGUGGAAACCAGGCGGCGAUCAUGGAACUGGAUGACUGCUUGAAGUACUCCUUCUUGCAGUUUGAUCCUGCUCCGAGGAGGGGUGAGCCGCAUGUCACGAGGCGUACCCCGGAUUAUUUCUUUAUUGAUGGCAUCCGGCUGAAUCUCUCGUUUUACCCGGAAUUACCCGGAGUGCGAAUCUCCCUUGUGGUGAAAAUGAGAAAUCUCGUCGAAUGUUUCGCGUUGUCAGUAUUGUUCAUCGUGUGUGUUGCUGCUGAAAAUUCUACGGAGCGGGACGUGACGGAUCCUUCGACUGCGGCUGACGAAAUCGUUUCAUUUCCCCGCGUCUCGACUUCUUUUCCCGAAAUCCUAUUGCCUCCCACUGUUCGCCCAUUGUAUGAUCACUGGUGCAAGAAACCGGCAAAAAGCGGAAAAUGCGAGAGGAUGAUCCCUGGAUUGCGGUGUUUCGACACGGAGUUGCCGUAUAACUUCACGAGCAGCGAUUUGUCGGGAAUGACGCAACAAGAGGCUGAGCAUGAAUUGAAGCAGUGGGAGCCGUUGAAGAAGAUCCCGAAGUGCUGGAAUGUGAUCCAGGGCUUUUUGUGUUCCGUUUAUUUCCCCAAGUGUUCACCAGAAGACCCACCAGUUGUUCAUUAUCCAUCUCAGAAGCUCUGCAAGAUCACUCGCGGGCCUUGCAGACUCGUGGCCCAGAUGCACGGCUGGCCAUCGUACCUAUCCUGCGAAAACGAAGACGGGUCUCCGAAAUACGCUUCUCAGUGCAAAGACGAGCUUCGCGACGUCAAAUUCAAUACCACUGCGGGAUCGUGUCCACCGUUGAUGGUGCCCAGUGCGGUGGAGUCCACGUGGUACCCGGGGGUGGACGGGUGCGCUUGGGGUUGCCACGACCCGCGGUUUUCCGAAGAGGAUCACGCAGCUAUGGUGUAUUUCGUGAAGCUGGGGGCGAGCGUUUGUUUGUCGGCGAACGUGUUGGCCGUCCUGACGUUCAUGUUUGAUUGGAAGGCGGCGAAAAAGUAUCCGGCGGUGAUUGUUUUGUACGUGAAUGCCUGUUGGGGCAUGAUUUGCAUCGGGUUCUUGAUGCAGUUUUCGAGGGACGAAGCGAAGGAGGAUAUUGUUUGCACCAGGAACCGGAUCAGACGAGUUGGUGAGCCGAGGUCUGGGGAGAAUUUGCUGUGCUUGAUGGUUUUCAUCCUCAUUUAUUACUUCAUGCUCGCAGCCAUGGUUUGGUUUGCUUUCCUGUCCUAUUCCUGGUUUCUGAGCUUCAGGGCUCUCGGGAAAGUGGAGCAUAACUUGGAAAAAAGAUCAGGGAGUUUUCAUUUGGCCGCUUGGAGCAUUCCUCUGGUUUUCUCCAUAAUUGUGCUGGCCCUUGGGUUGGUGGAAGGCUACCCACUGACUGGGGUUUGCUUCCUCGGGGGAGCCGAAGCUCAUCCUGAAGCAAGGUUGGCGUUGUUGUUGAUCCCUGUUUCCGUGGGGCUCUUGACUUCCGGAUUCUUUCUCAUCAGAAGUUUAUUCAUCCUGGUGCGUCUGAAGUAUUGGAGCCAGGAGGUGAUUUCUCCAAAAGCUCACGCGAAACUCACUGAGAGCAUCGUCCGGAUAAGCAUAUGCAUCGUUGUUUUUAUUGCGGCUGUGGUAUUUACGCAUUUUUAUCACGUUUACGAAUGGCACUUUGUGGACGAAUGGGAGAAGAGUACUCUGACCUACUUGAUAUGUCUUUUAAAUCGGACGACGAUCGGAACGCCUCCGGAAAAUCAUUUUCCCGGAUGGAGACUGGCUCCAGAACCUGGCACACUUUUGGACGUGGAUUGUCGACGAGAAGAGUCCCCGAGUUUAACGUGUACUAAGCUGUACGUCGGAGCUGUUUUCGCUGUUGGUCUCGCCAUGGCGUCUUGGGUUUGGACUAGACCCUCACUGGAAGUUUGGAAGCGUUUCUGGCGUCGGGUUACAGGGAAUGAGUAUCAGGAGCCGACGAGGCUGAAGAAACACAAGAUGAUUGCUCAAGCUUUCGCAAAAAGAAACAAUUUCAACUACGCCGGAAGAAUAUCCAUCUCUUUUCAUUCAUCGCAUGAAGAUCCUGUUGGGUUGAAGUUCGAUUUGAAUAGCGUGAGUGCUGGAGAGAUAAGUUCAGCAUGGGCUGCAGCGAUUCCGCAGUUUUUGCAGAGGCGAUACGCUUUGGCGGGAUUAUCCGUUUUCUCUCGCAGAGGGUCGCUGGAUUCUGAGUACUCGGCUUCUCAUCGCAGGUUUUCCUUUGAAUCGAGAUUAUCUCGGCGGCAUUCGUUGGACUCACAAAUGUCCCUGCGAGUGUCGGAAGUGGAGAAUGGCGGCUCUGCUGCUGUCGCGAGGAUGAUGACCACUACCACGACGACGACGAGGAAAUUGGCCCGUCUUCGUCGUCACCUUCCCGGGGGAGAUUCUUCCUGGCGUGGCAGCUUAACGUCAGCCGACAGCAACAGCUCACAUAUGCUGCCUCCCAUGGUAAUAGGAGAUCGCGAAACACCGUUGCAGAGUCCGUCGUCGACUCGAAGGUUUCAUGGAUCUUCUAGUAGGAGAAUGGUUUCAUCUCCGCCGUACAAACCACCGCGUAAAAACCCUCCGUCACUCGGUGCUUCUCCCGCAGGGAAAAGAGACGAAGAAUUCAAGCAAGACGGCGAAGAAGUGGAAAUGGGCCGAAGAAUGACCGACGAACAUCGAGAAUUAUUGGCGAGGUUGGAAAAAAUCGCAAUUCAAAACGCCGCCGCGGGAGAGCGAGAAAAGCGCUGGAAGCACCACAAACGCCGCCACCGCGCCGAAAAAGCCGACGCGGAAUGCGGCACUGACGUGCCUCUUCUCAACGGCGUUCGCGCCAUUCACAAUGACGAGGAAGAUGACGAAGAGGAAGACGACGACGACGAAGAAGAAGUGGAGAUGGUGGACCGAGAAACGCAGACUUGUUCAUCAGACUUCCCUGUCCAGGUGAAAUUGGUCCCGAAGAAUAAGAAAAAGAAGAAGAAACAACAACAGCAACAACAUGAUCAGGCCAAUGCGGCUUGCAACGUGUCCGUGGAAGCUGAGGCUGAAGAAGAAACAACAGUCACAACUACCACCAUGUUCCCUUUCAUGUCUCCGUUCGGGGCUGAGAGAGACUUGAGUAAUUUCGGCCAUCGGGUCGAUCGUUUGCUUGGGGAUUUCGGGGCGAAUGCCGUGGUUCAAAGACUGGGGACGCCGUUGACGGCGCCUGGGGCGACGCAGCUGCUUCCUAUGCAGGAAAUUUCCCCUGCCCGCCUCAACUUUGAUCGUCGAGCGCAGAAGAACUUCGCCGUGAAUCCGGAGGAGCAGUUACUCGCUGCGGUAUGAUCUGAACGAUUUGGUCUCAAAGUUACGAACUUUUUGUUUUUUUUUUUGUAAAUGCUACGUUGUGUUCAGUGUUUUCCAUCGAUUCAGUGAAAAUUUCCUGAGCUAUUCGUUUUGAAUCUCCGACGCGUCAAAUUUGUUAUUUUUUCGUGCUUUCUAACGUUGAAUUUCAGAGUGCACUUGAGUUCAUCGAAAGUCUUGCGAAUGUCUCGAAAAUGAUCAUUGCAGUCGGAUGAGGCUUGGUUGAUUUUUCAGUCGAACUGAUUCAUUAUUACCUGUACUUCAUAAGAAAACAUUCUUCUUCGAAAAAAAAAAAUCGUUUUAUUGCACCACAUACCAAUGAGGAUUUCUAAAAAUUUUGAAGGAAAACUUCGAAUGAGAAAAGGCCCAAUAUGAAUGAACCGGAGGACAAAUAAUCGGGUAUUCGAGGAAAUAUUGAAGGAACGCACCUUUCCGAAUCAUGUGAUCAUGACAAACUGUCCCGAGCUAAUUUUGUUAUUAAGUUGACCGCCAUGUUUCAUCCGCCUGCUAUGGAAAUUCGUUCGUAUCUUGUGAGACUUUCGAGUAACCCCUCGUGCAUUUGAUGCGACGGCAUUAUCAAACUUUUCUCGAAUUACAUUCCUUGAUUGUUCAUUUUAAUCCUGUGACAUAAUGGUUUGAAUAAUGAAUGAAUUCGUGUUGUGUUGCGAAAAGAGUAACGCAUGGAAAAUGUUGACGAUUCCGUCGUAUGUGUUGUUUCCAUUCAUUGAACGUCCCGAGCAUUUUCGUGAGCAUUCUUACUUUGUGAGCUGAUGAAGCGCUUCUGCCUUUCAAUGCGAUGUUUGAUCUUACUUGUUGAUUCUGGUGUGAUUUGCGAUUGUUUCCGCGUUCUUCAUUGCUACGUGAGUUGAAAAAGUUGAUUUCAUUUCCCGGAAUGUGAUAGAAUAAAAACAGACGCGUUGUCGGUUUUUUUUUUCCAUCUGCAGUACAA